ACUAAGCGCUCGCUCCUUGGAGGAGCAUUCCUUGCUCUUGGGAAAUGGGAAAUAUAGUUCUUUGUGUUUUGUUGUUCGGUUUUGUACUGCCGACUCUGAGCGACAAGCAUUCCCUGUAUUACAUCUACACGGCCCUCUCCAAGCCUAUCACUCUGCCCGGGAUCUAUGAGUUCACUGCUCUGGGUCUGCUAGAUGACAGGAAGCUUGAUUACUUCAACAGCCAGAACCAGACUAAGGUUCCUAUGCAGGACUGGAUGAGAGAGAAGAUGCAGGCAGAUUACUGGGACAAAGGCACCCAGUCCCGCAGGAGCAAACAGCAGUGGUUUAAGGUCAAUGUGGACAUUCUGACGAAGCGCAUGAAUCACAGCAAGUCUGACCUUCAUGUUCUGCAAUGGAGGCAUGGCUGUGAGAUUAAAGAAGACUCGGGUAGAAUACAAUUUCUGAAAGGUAUAGAUGAGUACAGCUAUGAUGGCCAAGAGUUCCUCUCCUUCGACAGUUCAAACAGUCGCUGGAUCGCUCCGGUACAAGCUGCUGAACCUACCAAAAGGAAAUGGGAUGAUGUGUCCAUCCUGAACCAGUACACCAAGGGUUACCUGGAGAAAGAGUGUGUGGACUGGCUCACCAAGUUCAUGGAUUAUGGAAAGGAAUCACUGAGAAAACACACUCCACCGGCUGUUUAUGCAUUUGCGAAGAAAUCUGUGACUGACUCCAACAAACUGACCCUGACCUGCCUGGCUACAGGCUUCUACCCUAAAGAUGUGACGAUGAAUGUGAGGAAGUAUCGCACCUCCCUGCCUGAAGAUCUGCUAACGUCUUCAGGAGUCAGACCCAAUGAUGAUGACACCUACCAGCUGAGGAAGAGUGUGGACAUCCUGGAGAGUGAAAAAGCAGAUUAUGACUGUUAUGUCCGCCACAGCAGUCUCAUAGAUCCAGUAAUUACCAAAUGGGAUGGAAAAUGUAAUGACUGUUCAGGAGAGAAAAUCCAGAGUGCUAUUAUUGGAGGAAUGGUUGGAGUUUUGCUCACACUGGCUGUGGUUGGUGUGAUCAUCUGUAUCCUUAAAUGUAGAAACAAAAAUGGGUCCAAAGCUCCUCAUCGAUAUCAGCCACCAAAUGAUGGUUCUAAAGGUCCUGUGCUUACCGAUUCUGACUCUGGAAAGGGAAGCAGUGGCAGCUCUCCCAGUGGCAGCGCUGGUGGAUCGCCCAGUGGCAGCGCUGGUGGAUCUCCCAGUGGCAGCGCUGGUGGAUCUCCCAGUGGCAGCGCUGGUGGAUCGCCCAGUGGCAGCGCUGAAAUUAUUACAUCAAACUCAUUCUGCACCUGACUCUGUUAGGUUAAUAUUUAUCCUGGGUAACAGUAUGAACUCAAUUUCCUAUAAAACUGUUUAGAAUAUUUUAAUCUCAAAUUUCAAUGAUGGUACACUGUUCUGUCGGUAAAUCACUAUUAAUGAUGAUGUAUAUUAAUUAUAAUGUACAUUUUGCAAAGCAUUGUAUAAGGUUCUUAGGACAGUUAAAGGGUUAGGGAAAUGUGGCCCAUCUGAAUCAGGCAGUGUAACGCAUGGAGGCUAAGCAGGAUGCAGGGACCAGUCGCGUGAAACAGAAUGACACGUUUAUUAAGACACGAAACAAAGACGACUUAGCACAUUGACUGACGUAAGGUUAAACACCAACAUAUUGUUUACUUUUUAUUUCAUAUUUCAUAGUUUUUAUAUAUGCGUAAAUGAGGAACAUAACACAUGGGGGGAGGCUUGGCCACACACACGCACGCAGGGAGACAUCUAGGAAGAAACGGUUGUAACGUGACAGGCACAGAAUGUUUAAAUUAGAUUUAAUCUUAUUUUAAUUUAUAUGAAAACUGACUUUUUGCACACAUAAAACAAACUAAUGAAAAUAACCUCACCACUUACCUUAGGUUACUCAGCUCAACUAUGGCAGAAGAAUCACUAUCAUUAUAGACGGUAUAUUGUAGAUGUUUUUAGUCUUUGUGUAAAGAAACAGUGGUGGAUUAAAAGUUUAAUAAUGCUUUGGUUCCUGUAUUUCAGAUGGACUUCAAAUGGAAGUGUGACUUUCUAUCAGUUUGCAGUCCAACUGAAAAUCUGUCUGGAUUCCUUCUAUCCUCUGAUGUGUUGUUUACAGUGUGGAUUCCUGAAUAAAGACCCACACUAGAAACUAUUAGGGCAACGCAAUGCAUAAGUUAGUGAAAAAGUGUUUAGAAAUAUCAAUGAAUGAUUACCUAUGUCGAAUCUUUAAUGGGGCUACUUUUGUGGAGGAAAAGUUUAAUAUUUUUGAAUGUCAGAUGCAAAUAUAAAUAUGUAAACAAGGUGGAAGUCUGUGAAACUUGCAGUAAUUACAUCACAUUAUGCACUGUAAUGGUUUUAAUUACCUCUCCACAGUAUGACUAUAAGAUAUUUGUAUGUCUUUAUGGUUUGAAGGCGUCUCUACUCUUCACUGUUUUUCUGAUUUGAAACAUGGAAUAUUUUUAGGAAGUCUUAAUAUGCCUUAUAUGACUAAAUACCAAAUAUGUUAAAUAGAAAGGACGGAUAUGUUUAGAUGAGCCUAUUCUAAUAUGUAAUGUAUUAUAGUGAUUAAGUGACCGUGUCAAACAAAAAGAAAGAAAUAAAGAAUCAGUAUUUUUUA
Molecule: messenger RNA, 2631 nt
Organism: Electrophorus electricus (electric eel)
Lineage: Eukaryota; Metazoa; Chordata; Actinopteri; Gymnotiformes; Gymnotidae
Source: RefSeq, a predicted model, not a curated record